Molecule: messenger RNA, 899 nt
Organism: Syngnathoides biaculeatus (alligator pipefish)
Lineage: Eukaryota; Metazoa; Chordata; Actinopteri; Syngnathiformes; Syngnathidae
Gene: ier3
Product: immediate early response 3
Exons: 1
Coding region: 98-568 (156 amino acids)
Biological process (GO): negative regulation of apoptotic process
Source: RefSeq, a predicted model, not a curated record
GCGUCACCUUGGCCCAAUGGAUAAAAAGCGCUCCUGCGUCGCUUGUCCUCACACACCCUCAAUAACACUAAAAGAAAGAAACUAGCGGAAAAGAAAGAUGUACUCGACGAGCUCAACGAUGCUGAUCCAUAGACGUCAAAGUCUAACCCGCCGCAACACGCAACCGGAGGUGUUCACGUUCGACCACAUCCCGGCAGCGGCGGCGAGCUACCCGGCGCCAACCCGACCCAAGAAGCGCUGCACCCGGGUCAUGUACCCAGCCAAGGUCCGCAUGCACCUUCCGCCUCCGGAGAAGAGCGCCGCCAAACGUUGGUUGCUUCUCCUCGUCCUCGUGCUCCUGUGGCAGAUCUACACCGAGGAGCCGUGCGCCGACUCGCCGACCGGCAGCGGCCACAGCUCGGACGACUACCAGGCCUUCCCCGCCGGCGGCGACGUGGCUCCGGCAGACGCUCCCUCCAGCGUCUGCGAUGCGAACGCAGCGGCAGAAGACGGCACCACCGCCGGGCCCACGGGAAACGGCUACAUGGUGGCCCUUCUCGUCUACCACCGCCUGGGCGGUGAGAACUAAACCGAAAGGAGUUCCGCGGUGGUUCCACGCGAAAGCAAGCCGAGCAUGAAGGAGCCGAGCGGACGGGCAGCGACAAGCACGCCCAGCUGCGGCUGAGGAAGGAGCUCUGUACGCCGGCCUGGUGCUUCUCGGCGGCCCGCUGAGUCCUGGAGGAUCCUGGAAGUCCGAGAAUGAACACAACAAACUGUGAACUUUUACCAGAAACUUGAAUUCGUCAUUGACUGCACUUCAAAACUGACUGUUGUCUUGUCUUAUUUAGUUAUUUAUUUAAUGAUAUUAUUAUUACUAUUGUUAUUUGCUAUUUAUUGAUCUGCACUUUGAAUUAAAAAAA